GCAAUUCGGAAACAUAAGUUUGUUGACAUUCUAGACGAUCCAGGAUCAGCUGAUCUCAGUGCCUACGUUGAUUUUGCUUCCAUCAGGCAUUCUGCUGAGGAAGCUUCAGGAGAUGUGUCUGUUCAUGGCCCUAUUACUCGGUCUCAAUUCCUUGGCUCUCUUGGGAUAAAUUUCCGAGUGGAAGCAUUAUUACAUAACUGCACAGAGGAACAAUUUGAAUCUCUCAGGUCAGGGUAUUGGCAACCGGUUGGAGAAGGUGAGGCUCCCUUCUGGGAGGGUCCUGACGUAAAAGUUCCCAUUGGAAUGGGUACCCGUUAUUUGGUAAUGGCUAUUGUGAACAAGAAGCAAGGUGUUCCAGUCCCAUUUUAGUGACCUGGAGAAAUGUAGCAUUUAGGUGAGAUUUGUUGCUUGUACAUUAGCAAUG
This is a messenger RNA of Rosa rugosa (rugosa rose), 424 nucleotides long. RefSeq lists its product as uncharacterized. The record is from RefSeq and is a predicted model, not a curated record. The transcript has 2 exons. The annotation marks the transcript as partial. Gene Ontology annotation, cellular component: mitochondrion. Lineage: Eukaryota; Viridiplantae; Streptophyta; Magnoliopsida; Rosales; Rosaceae. Gene Ontology annotation, biological process: mitochondrial respiratory chain complex I assembly. Gene Ontology annotation, molecular function: protein-arginine omega-N symmetric methyltransferase activity.